Angiostrongylus costaricensis is the source of this 1014-nucleotide messenger RNA. Lineage: Eukaryota; Metazoa; Nematoda; Chromadorea; Rhabditida; Metastrongylidae. The record is from the annotation of a GenBank genome assembly.
AUGCUCUCACGACUUGCACUACGCCCCCCUUUGGUAGUUCCCAUUAGUGUUCGUCAAUUUUCGAAAUCUCUGCUGAGACCGGCUCGAUUCGGUGGUAGUGGAAGCGGUGGCGUUCAUCGAUUUGGGAUCGGUGUACGUGCUGGUAAAACUCUUAAGGAACGACUUCUUGGACCAACAACUGGAGCACCUUAUGUAUAUGGUACGUAUGCCUUGGCUGGUGCCUCUGUUUUUGGCAUUGGUGCCCUGAUGUAUUAUGGCCUUGUAUCUAAAGAACAAUCUAUUCUCCAAGCCAGCGCGCUUUGGCCCACGUAUGUUCGAGAGAGGCUUUCUUCAACCUAUUCUUACUUAGCGGGUAGUUUGGCUAUGACUGCAGCUAGUGGAGUGGCCGCUUCACGCAAUGCAGCCAUUAUGCGUCUUACACAGUCUGGUGGAAUAUUGGGUCUUUUCGCUACACUAGCAGUGAUUAUUGGAACUGGAAUGCUCUGUCGGUCCAUUGACUAUGACAGCACUGUUGCAAAGCAUUUGGCUUGGAUGCUUCACUGCGGAGCAAUGGGAGCAGUUCUUGCUCCGAUGGUUUAUAUGGGUGGACCGGUACUGAUGAGAGCUGCUUGGUAUACUGCAGGCAUUGUUGCCGGGCUUUCUGCAACAGCCAUCACUGCGCCGUCAGAGAAAUUCCUCAUGAUGUCAGGACCCCUUGCUAUGGGACUUGGCGUGGUUUUCGUGGCGAAUAUUGGGACAUUCUUUUUCCAUCCUGGGUCGGCACUUGGAGCUGGAUUGAUGUCGAUUGUGCUUUACGGUGGUUUGAUUCUUUUCUCGGCAUUUCUAUUGCACGACACACAACGAGUGAUUAGGCAUGCUCAAAUGUAUCCACAGCAUGGGAAGAUGUAUGGGAUGCCGGACAUCAAGAGCUAUGACCCAAUCAACGCGCAGUUGUCGAUAUACUUGGAUAUCUUGAACAUUUUCAUACGAAUGGCUAUGAUAAUGGGCGGAAUGAAUGGGGGACGAAAGAAGUAG